AUGAAGCAUUCGCUCUUCAUCAUCGCGUUCGUCGUCAUGGCCGCGGUCAACGUCUCGGCUCUCCCCGCCGACGCGAUUGAGCCCACUUCGGAAAUUAUGCCAUACGCCCUAAGGCCUCCGUCUGAAGGGUAAGUUCUUCAGAUCUGGACUAGAAGGGCCCCAUCUUUUAGUUGAAUCUUCGCUUACUUCUCCCCACCCCAUCAAUUGCAGUUAG
Messenger RNA from Microbotryum saponariae, 214 nucleotides. NCBI's taxonomy places the organism in Eukaryota, Fungi, Basidiomycota, Microbotryomycetes, Microbotryales, Microbotryaceae. The record is from the annotation of a GenBank genome assembly.